CGCAGUCCAACACUUUAUCCACUGAGUCAACUAAAAAGCUAAACUCUUUUUAAAUCCUGUCAUUAUUGUCCUGUGAAACACUUAACACUAUUUUUCUAGGUAAUUUUUUAAAAUCAUCCUUUGGAGAAGGAAUACCAAGUGGAAAAGAACUCCUAACUUGUCAUUGGAAGUUUUGGGUCGAGCCAUUUAAUGUCUCCGUUUGCUCUUAUAGUUCUAAAUUCGGUUAGGGGGAUUUCAGAAUGCAAGAAAUAGCUAGAGGCAAACUUUUAACUAUAAUUUGAUGAAAGAAUCAAAGAGGAAUGACCAGAUAAUUUUUAACACAUCUUUUGUAAAUUUUGGUUUUGAUGUUAGCCUUUUAUUCUCAGUUGCUUUAGGUCGCAACCAGCCUUUGAAAAAGGAGAAACCUAAAUGGAAAAGCGAUUAUCCCAUGACAGAUGGACAGCUGCGCAGCAAAAGGGAUGAAUUUUGGGAUACUGCACCAGCUUUUGAAGGCCGUAAAGAGAUUUGGGAUGCCUUGAAGGCUGCAGCACAUGCUUUUGAGAGCAAUGAUCAUGAACUGGCACAAGCAAUCAUUGAUGGUGCAAACAUAACGUUACCACAUGGUUCACUUACAGAGUGCUACGAUGAACUGGGAAACAGAUACCAGCUUCCAGUCUAUUGCCUGGCACCACCUAUCAACAUGAUAGAGGAAAAGAGCGACAUAGAGACUCUAGAUAUUCCUGAGCCACCUCCUAAUUCUGGAUAUGAAUGUCAGCUCCGUUUGCGCCUUUCCACUGGCAAAGACCUCAAACUUGUAGUCCGCAGCACAGACACAGUGUACCACAUGAAGAGGCGGCUCCACUCAGCAGAGGGAGUGGAACCAAGCAGUCAGCGGUGGUUCUUUUCUGGCAGACCUCUCACUGACAAAAUGAAGUUAGAAGAGCUGAAGAUCCCAAAGGACUACGUUGUACAGGUUAUAAUGAGCCAACCUUUGCAAAACCCAACACCAGUUGAGAACUGAUCUGGUCCUAUUGGCUGGUUCCCAGAUCCCUCCCACUCCUUUGUAUUGUUGUUUCCUACUCUAUGGCGUGAAAUUUAUUUUCACUGCUCUGAAUUCCGUAUAAUGGAUUUAGUUCUGAGGAAUUAUCAGUGAAAAAUUCCAUCUGUGAUGGAGACCAACAAAAAUAAUUAAUAAAACACAAAGAGCUAGCAUUUGAGACUCAUGUAAUUACAAUUUCUAAUUUGAGGGGCAGUUAAGAAAUCGAUAACCAUUUAUUUUCAAACACUCAGCAACUAUGUAAUGGCUGUAUUUAAAUGAUUUGGACUGUACAUAGAACAUCGCAUCAGUGAACAGCACCAAGCACCUUGUGAAUACAGAGUUUUUAUAAAAAUAAAAUAUAACUUCCAAAAAUCAUCAAUAACAAUGAUAAAA
Molecule: messenger RNA, 1411 nt
Organism: Myotis davidii
Lineage: Eukaryota; Metazoa; Chordata; Mammalia; Chiroptera; Vespertilionidae
Gene: UBTD2
Product: ubiquitin domain containing 2
Exons: 2
Coding region: 281-1000 (239 amino acids)
Molecular function (GO): protein binding
Source: RefSeq, a predicted model, not a curated record